AUGCACGUUGCUAUUAUUGCACUGCUUGCUGCGGCGGCGUCGGUGUCUGCCCUGAGCAAUCCCCAUCGCAGGGCAGCAGAGGUUCUAAGGCGUCGGCCUGCUGUUACGAUUAAUGCGGAGGUGGAUUUACAGAGGAGAGACGAGAGUCUCAAGCCGCAGUUUCUUACGUCGAAGACUGAGCCAUUCGCUGUGAACGGCACUGGUAUCCCAGACGUCAAAUUCGACAUUGGCGAGUCCUACGCGGGGAAUCUUCCCAAUACACCCUCCGGGGAUUCGAGCUUGUUCUUCUGGUUCUUCCCUUCGCAGAAUCCGAACGCGACGGAUGAGAUCACUAUCUGGCUCAAUGGAGGUCCCGGCUGCAGCUCCCUCAACGGCUUGCUUCAAGAGAACGGCCCGUUCCUCUGGCAGCCAGGAACGCAUGCUCCCAUCCGCAAUCCGUACUCGUGGGUGAAUCUGACCAACAUGGUCUACAUCGACCAGCCGGCGGGUACCGGGUUCUCCCCUGGUCCCUCGACGGUUGAGAAUGAGGAGGAUGUUGCGGCGCAGUUCAAGGACUUUUGGAAGCAUUUCGUUGAUACGUUCGAUCUGCAUCAUCGCAAGGUGUAUCUCACGGGGGAGAGUUAUGCGGGACAGUAUAUCCCGUAUAUUGCGGCGGGGAUGCUGGAUGAGGAGGAUGAGGAGUAUUUCAAUGUUGCCGGGGUGCAGAUCAUCGAUCCUUCUAUUAACGAUGACUUUGUCUUGAUUGAAGCACCCUCCAUCGCGGCUCUGAACCACUACCAGUCUGUUUUCACCCUCAACGAGACCUUCAUGACGGAAAUCAACGCGCAGGCCGAAAAAUGCGGCUACCCAGCCUUCAUGGAAGAAGCCCUCUCAUUCCCGCCCAAGGGCAUCCUCCAUCAGCCCGAGAUGUCCAAGUCCGAGUCCUGCGACAUCUGGUCCUCCAUCAUCGAAGCAGCAUACUAUGUCAACCCGUGCUUCAACAUGUACCACCUCACCGACUACUGCCCCUACCUCUGGAACGUCAUGGGCUUCCCCUCGCUAGCAGGCGGGCCGAACGACUACUUCAACCGCACAGACGUGCAGAAGGCCAUCCACGCCCCUCCAACAGACUACUCUGUCUGCGGAGGAGAUGCCAUCUUCCCCCACGGCGAUGGAUCCCUCCCCAGCGCCCUAGGGCCGCUGCCCAGCGUCAUCGAACGGACGAACAACACCGUCAUCGCACACGGGUGGUUGGAUUUUCUGCUCUUCACGAACGGAACCCUCGCGACGAUCCAGAACAUGACCUGGAAUGGCCAGCAGGGGUUCCAGUCUCCCCCGCUUGAGCCGUUGUUCGUGCCGUAUCAUGCCGGCCUGGCUGAGCUGGCGAAUGGAAAUGUCGAGGUGCCGUUCACGCAGGUUGCGGGGGCUGGGUAUUUGGGGACUGUGCAUACGGAGAGGGGGUUGACCUUUGUAGCGGUCGAAGGAUCUGGUCAUGAAAUCCCGCAAUACGUCCCCGGGGCAGCGUAUAGACAGUUGGAAUUCCUGCUGGGUCGGAUCUCGAAUCUAUCGGAAAUCGGCCCGUACACGACCAGCUAGAUGUCUCUUGAGCUUCUCUUCUCUGUGCGUUAUCGUGCUUGUAUAUAAGAUAUAAGGGCAUCGACAGAGACCAAAUCAAUGUGGAUACGGAUUUCUUCCCUCUUGUGGAAAUG
Monascus purpureus is the source of this 1688-nucleotide messenger RNA. Lineage: Eukaryota; Fungi; Ascomycota; Eurotiomycetes; Eurotiales; Aspergillaceae. The record is from the annotation of a GenBank genome assembly.